Messenger RNA from Poeciliopsis prolifica (blackstripe livebearer), 718 nucleotides. RefSeq names its product lecithin retinol acyltransferase-like. Bases 60 to 689 code for a protein of 209 amino acids. Lineage: Eukaryota; Metazoa; Chordata; Actinopteri; Cyprinodontiformes; Poeciliidae. The transcript is spliced from 5 exons. The record is from RefSeq and is a predicted model, not a curated record.
UCAACAACAGAUCAGACCAUCUUCUGCAUAAACCUUCCAGGUUGUUAACCUUUGGAAAAAUGAAGAUCUUGUUCUUGAUAGUUGUGACCUUACAUCUGGUCAUUGGAGCAGCUGAGGGUGAACUACAAUAUGGUGACAUCAUUGCUGUGCCCAAGAGUUGUGGAUUUACUUUCAAGCACUAUGGUAUUUAUUUGGAUAAAAAGAGAUUUAAGGACCAAAAAGACAAUGACAACAUAUUUCACUUUACAGGUUUCAAAAGAAAUGCAAUCUUGGGUGGCUGCAUCUUUGAUAAAAUUGAUAUCCAACAGUAUGAGAAGGAUAAUUACCUGGACAAAAUAAAAACCUACAAAGACAAAGUAUCGACAGAAGAAAUAACAAGGCGAAUUGAAGAGAAGUAUGAAAGCUGCGGGACACACCCAAAAACCGAUAUUUGGGAAGCCUUCUCCAACAACUGCGAACAUCUGGCUAAUUACAUACGUUACGGAGAGAAAAUUUCACUGCAGAUUGGCCAGAAUGCAGCAGUUUUGGUACGCAAUCCCGAGAAAACCAAGGACGAAAUAAAUCAAAUAAAACAACAAUUGACGGCAGAUGAGGUGCUAUGUGAUGAUGCUUGCAAAAAACAAGGAACUCAAAUUUUGAAGGAGGAUCGAUAUGAUGAUGAGAGCUGCCCCAACACAAAGAUUGUUUAAAAGACCUAAUUUCAACAAUCUUUCUGUUG